AUGCCUUCCGUGCCGCUUUUGCCGGAUCAGCAAGACAUUGCUGAAUUCAGUUAUACAAACGACAAGGUAAUCCUUCCCUCGGCAUCAACUCACAUCAGACUUCUCGAACUCUAUCCAUCGACACACGGAUUUGACGCCGCAUCCGCAUCCGCGUCCGGAGCACCCAGUAAUACAGACGAAGUUGAUUCUGACAACGCGUCGUCUCACUACUCGAACCCUCUCAAAUGCGCUCUCUCGACGACCCCGAUCGCCACGCCGCGGCUAUACAAAGCGCUGUCAUACACCUGGGGCACAUCGAGAGCAACUCACAGCAUUGACAUCGAGGGUGCGAGCUUGCUCAUCACGGCCUCGCUCGACACAGCGCUGCGACAUAUUCGUCGUAAAGAUGAGCCCGUCACGCUCUGGAUCGACCAGAUCUGCAUCAACCAGGAGGAUGGUGCGGAGAAGGGAAAUCAGGUGGCCCUCAUGACCCAGAUCUACACCAAAGCAGAACAGGUCAUCGUCUGGCUGGGUCCGGCAGAGAACAACUCUGAUGCCCUUAUGGAGUGUUUGCAAGAGAUUGGACAAGAGGCUGCUGACCUGAACAUCGAGAGCUACCUCACCAAGGAGCGACUGCCGCUGCUGCACAGGAUCAUGAGAAACGAGAACCCAGAAGACCCAGUGACUAUGCAAUAUCAGCCUCUAAUGGCCAAAGCCGUGGCCAAGUUCAGACCCCUCCUACACGAGAUGAUUGCCUGGAACGAGAGGGUGUGGUUCACUCGGGUCUGGAUCAUCCAAGAGCAAGCUCUCGGUUCCGACCCAUUCUUCCUCUGCGGGUAUAAGACAGUAAGACUGGACCUGAUUCCUCUCGCUACUCUCGUCUGGGACGGGUGCAUGUCAACGCUCAGCGUGCCGACUGAAACCAGCGAGUUCAGGCAGCUUCUGCUCAAGGCCCAACAACGACGUUUGAGUCCUUUGAUGUCCCUGAGACGUAGGCGCCGGAACUUCGUGAAGGGCAUAGGACCGGGAGAUGACUUCUAUUACGUAUUGAAGAAGGCGUACGUCGAUGGGGCCGCCCAAGUGACCAAUAUUCGAGAUAGAAUCUACGGUUUGCUCAGUAUUGCCAAUGACGCGGAUAAAUUAGGGAUUACGCCAGACUAUGUCACCGAGGAUAGCCGACCCACCUUCAUCGACGCAGCUCAUGCUCUCAUUCGUGUUGGCCGUCUGGAGAUGCUCUCAUUCUCGCAGUCCCCAAAGGACAUUGAAGGAUUACCAUCCUGGGUUCCGGACUGGAGGCCGACCCUAGAGCAUUCUUACUUGUACGCAUUCGAGGAUGCAGACAAGCGCAUUUUGCAGGCUUCAGGCGAGACCUCGACUGAGCUUGUGCCCACGGACAAUCGCGGCGUGCUCGGGAUUCGUGGUAUCCUCGUUGACACCAUCGAAACAACAGGUGACGCGUGGAGGUGGGAACAAGGCCAAGAGAGCCGCUACAAGCUUCUCCAGACUAUCAAAACCUUGUGUGAGGAGGCAGCUGCAAAGGGGUUUAGCCACGAGAUUUACGAAAAUAGUGACAGACAGGCGGAAGCCAUGUGGCGGGUGCCCGUGGCAGAUCUGUACUGGAACGAAGGGGCUGUCUACAGGUACCAACGACCCGAUCCAGCCGUCAGAAGCGACUACGAGGAUUGCAUGCAUUGCCACAAGAUGCUCUCCCUGACGUUCGAGGUCUUUCCCCCAGAGGAACGUCAGCAGCUUUUGGACGAGUUCAGCAGACGAAUUCCGGGGCAGUCUAAUUACAGUGAGAAUAUGGACAAAAUGACUGGGAAGCGCCCAUACAUGACGCAGAAGGGAUACGUGGGCAUGGGUCCGGGCGAGGCAUGCCCGGGCGAUGUGGUGGUGAUACUGUUCGGCUCUCGGAUCCCGUACGUCCUGAGACCGUCCGGAGACGGGACGAUGUACUGUUUCGUAGGAGAGGCAUAUUGCGAUGGAGUCAUGGACGGCGAGUUGUUGACUAAGCGGGAGAAGACGACGUUUCUGAUUGCUUGA
Messenger RNA from Colletotrichum paranaense, 2022 nucleotides. RefSeq names its product heterokaryon incompatibility protein. The coding region runs from base 1 to 2022 and encodes 673 amino acids. NCBI's taxonomy places the organism in Eukaryota, Fungi, Ascomycota, Sordariomycetes, Glomerellales, Glomerellaceae. The record is from RefSeq and is a predicted model, not a curated record. The transcript has a single exon.